AAUCCAACAACCUCCUCCCGAGCCUGAGGUGGUGAUUAUCGAAGCAGCGAAAGCGAAGAAAGGAAGGUAACGAUGGCGAUGGAGCUAACAGCAGAGGAGCUGAGACAGUACAACGGCACAGACCCAUCGAAGCCGAUAUACGUGGCAGUGAAGAGCCGCAUCUUCGACGUGACCAACGGCAAGUCGUUUUACGGUCCUGGAGGUCCCUACGCCAUGUUCGCAGGCAAGGACGCCAGCCGAGCUCUGGCCAAGAUGACCAAGAACGAAGAAGACAUCACCGCCGACGUCCAAGGCCUCUCCGACAAGGAGAUCGGCGUCCUCACCGACUGGGAGAACAAGUUCGAGGCUAAGUACCCCGUUGUUGGCCGUGUUGUUUCUUGAAAUUCAAAUUCCCCUUUUUAUCUCUCUCUGUAAUCCAAAUAAGGGCCUUUUGCUUCUGGCUCAAACUAUGAUCUUGGAUGUUUAGUAUGUUUAAAAGUGGAUCAAAUAUAUGGAUUGUAUUUAUGUGUGGAUUAAUGUUUGAAUUGUGGAUUUGGGGCGGCUCUUA
Messenger RNA from Rosa chinensis, 547 nucleotides. RefSeq names its product probable steroid-binding protein 3. The transcript has a single exon. Lineage: Eukaryota; Viridiplantae; Streptophyta; Magnoliopsida; Rosales; Rosaceae. Bases 73 to 381 code for a protein of 102 amino acids. The record is from RefSeq and is a predicted model, not a curated record. Gene Ontology annotation, cellular component: endomembrane system; membrane.